This is a messenger RNA of Exophiala spinifera, 2307 nucleotides long. RefSeq lists its product as uncharacterized. The coding region runs from base 1 to 2307 and encodes 768 amino acids. Gene Ontology annotation, cellular component: growing cell tip; cell division site; plasma membrane. NCBI's taxonomy places the organism in Eukaryota, Fungi, Ascomycota, Eurotiomycetes, Chaetothyriales, Herpotrichiellaceae. The record is from RefSeq and is a predicted model, not a curated record. The transcript has 3 exons.
AUGCUCAGACCCGCCACGCCGUUGACAGUCUUGCUGUUGAUAUCUUUCGUCCUUCUUCUCUUGUCUGUCAUCUCAACCCCCAUCGUCAAAUCGAUCCCCAUUGCGACUUACAGGGGUGUCAACUUUGGUGUCUUUGGCUACUGUACUACCAAGUCAUGCAGCGAUAUAAGAGUGGGCUAUACCACGGAUGAAAUAUUUGGCUCUGAUGACAAUGGAGACUUUAACUUGCCUGCCUCGACCAGGCACUCCCUAUCCUCCUUGCUCAUUGUUCAUCCGGUCGCCGCCUUCUGCAACUUAGUGUGUCUUGCCCUUGCCGCUGCCGCUCAUCUGCAUUCGCCAUCGCAUUCGGCUCGAUACCUUCUUGGCCUUCUUAUCCUGCUCUUGCCGACCCUGCUGGUGACCUUGUUGGCUUUCCUGGUUGAUAUUCUACUUUUCGUGCCUCAUUUACAAUGGGGUGGAUGGAUUGUCCUUGCCUCAACCAUUCUAAUCACGGCCUCCGGAGUCGUCACCUGUGCGAUGAGGAGGACGCUGGUGUCUCGCAAAGCACGGAAGAAGAGGAUUGCUGAAAAUGCCGAAAUGAGCGGCGAAAAUUUCUACAACAGACAAGCUCAAGAGUCGAAGUUGCCCGCGCAGACAUUCGAUUCUGCCGAACCUACAAUGCCGAUGGUAAACGGAGCUCCAGGAGCAGACCGAUUACCGAACUUUGCCACCUUUGAGUCGGGAAAGCCAGACGAGGACCGCCAACCGUUGAGGUCACAAGGCGUCACGAGCGAUGGAACUACCUUGAGAGAUGGUGCCUCUGAUAACUUCUACCCUCCUCCCUCUGUCCGAUCGAAUAGUCGGCCGCCUUACGAUGAAAGGCGGGAUCAAUAUGGGAACCCUAUUCCACGUGCUGCUGGAGCCAUGAUGCCUCCAAGGCAAGCUAGUGAAGAGCGUACGCCAGCUGGUUCGUACCGUGAAGGUUCAGUUCCCCCUCCAGGUAGCAGAGGUUAUGGCUCUCGAGGCAGGGGCAAGUACCCGUCACGUGGAGCUUAUUCUCCAAGAGGAGGAGGGUACGGGCCUCGAGGCCCUCCUCCACCACAAGGCUAUCCAGGACGCGGUGGAUUUUUCCCUGAGAUGAGAGGCGGCUACACUGGUCGUGGAAGAGGAGGAUAUCCACCUACAGCGGCCAUUGGAGCCAUUGGAGCAGGAAUGGCCGCAGGGGGAAUGAUGGCUGAUGGGCAGCGUCGCCCCCCACCAGGUUAUCCCCCGGAUGGAGGCCAGAGAACGACACCCCCGGACUCGUAUCCCGACAGCAUGGGACCUUUUGGCCCAGUUGCGGGCUCAACGCCUUAUGUCGAGAAUCCAGCACCCAACCGGGCGGAUGCCAUGAGCCCAUCUGUAUAUACCACUGGACCAGAAGAACACCUGGCUCCGUAUGGGGCCCGAGCGCAAUCUCCAGCACGCUCUGGAUAUGGAAGUCGCAUGCAAUCACCAGUCGGGACCACUCGACAACAAUCUCCACCUCCAGUAAUGCCGCCUUUGCCAUCGGCCCAGCCAACAGAAUUACCGACAAGUUCAAGAACGAACUCUCGGUCACAGAGUCAAGAUCCAUAUAUUCCUCCGCGUUCACAGUGGAACAACGUAUCGCAUGAGGACUUUGCCCAACCGGGAUCCCCUGGACGCUAUACUUCUCCAGUCGAAUUGCCUUCGACGGGCAGUCAUGUGGGAGGAUAUAGUGGUCCAUCACGGAGACCACGUGUCAAUUCCGGGGGCAGUGAUGUAUACUACGAAGACGUCGACCCUCGCUUCGCUUCUGACCCCGAACCAAUGCCUGCAAUUCCACCGAACCCAGCCACCCAGCCCACAACAGUGCCACCACUUCUGACUGCAGGACAGCCUCAAUAUCGACCCGACUCUCUGGCACUACCACCGUCAAACUCGUACGAAGACCUGCCCGGAGCCCGGUCGCCUGCUGAGAGUGAAACAAGUAAUUUUACGUCGGUCAGCCAGCGCGGGAUCAACCCGAAUUGGCGCCCGGGUAAUGGUGGCGAAUUUGCCUCGCUGGGACCUCCCAGACGGCGAGAACACCAGAUGAGGCGAGACGUGCUCCUUGCUGGCAAUCCCGAUUUUGAAAUCCCUGGUAUGGGCGGAAGUGGCCGUAUGUCGUCACGAGGAGGGCGAGACGGCAUGAGGGGAGGUAUGAUGAUGGGUGGAGGGCCACCUAGAAUUCCUCCAGCCAGCGCUGUUGGGAUGGGAUCAGACGGAAGAUAUCCCAUGGGCCCGCCACCGCCGCCUGCAGGACCAGGAAACAUGAGGGAGAUGUAA